Molecule: messenger RNA, 3127 nt
Organism: Xyrauchen texanus (razorback sucker)
Lineage: Eukaryota; Metazoa; Chordata; Actinopteri; Cypriniformes; Catostomidae
Gene: tgm2l
Product: transglutaminase 2, like
Exons: 13
Coding region: 336-2417 (693 amino acids)
Biological process (GO): peptide cross-linking
Molecular function (GO): protein-glutamine gamma-glutamyltransferase activity
Source: RefSeq, a predicted model, not a curated record
AUACAUACAGUCAGCGAUCAGUCUGUGUGCACACACUCACACCUCUGGCUGCUUGAGAAUCUUGUAUGUGUGUGUGAUGUUAGAGGUCAUAAAGGUCACACAGAGGAUGCGUGAGUCAGAGUAUCUUAUACCGAAAGCUUGAAAGAGACAGAAAAGGGGGAAGUAAAUGAUGGCAUGGGGUGUCAAAGGCGUGGACUCUCUUUCAUUAUAAAAGGAACCCCUCAAACGCAAAGAAAGAAGACAGUUCUCCUGGACAGUGUAACAACUACUGAGAUUUACAGCAAGAAUCAAGAGGAGGGUUUUACGAAAAAGUUACUUAAGAGAAGUAUCCAUCAAUGGCCAACCAUAAUGCCAUACUGAGUGUAAUAGAUCUGCAGUGUUAUGAGAAUAACCAUGCUCACCGCACAGAAGAGAUGGACACUGAGCGUCUGCUGGUGCGCAGAGGUCAGCCCUUCUCUGUGGUGCUGCAGUGUAAUGAACGCAUCCCGCAGCCUCCAGAACACCAUCUCAACCUGAUCCUGCACCUGGGUAAGAAUAAUGAGGUGGUUUUGAAGGUGUCAGAUUCAGAGCAAGACCAUGAGAAAUGGUGGUUCAGCCGGCGUAAUGCCCAGAGUGAAGUGAUGCUGACCCUUCACAGCCCUGCCGAUGCUCCUGUGGGUCUAUACAGUAUGGCUGUGGUUCUCCUCUCAGCUGAUGGACAGAUCAUGGAGCAAACCAAGCCUCAGACUUUCUACCUGCUUUUCAAUCCAUGGUGCAAAGAGGAUGCAGUGUACCUCCCUAGUGAUGAACUGUUGCAGGAGUACAUUUUAAAUGAAAAUGGGAUUUUGUACCAGGGCUCAUGGGAUGACGUUACCACCGUGCCCUGGAACUUCGGACAGUUUGAAAAUGACGUGUUGGAUAUUUGCUUUGAAAUACUGGACAAUUCACCUGCAGCCAUGAAGAAUUCAGAGAUGGACAUCGCCAACAGAGCGAGCCCAGUUUAUGUUAGCAGGACUGUUACUGCCAUGGUGAAUGCUAAUGAUGAUCGGGGAGUGGUAUCUGGGCGCUGGGAUGGAGAGUACAGUGAUGGGGUGGCACCCACACAUUGGACCGGCAGUGUACCUAUCUUGAGGCACUGGAGUAAGGGUGGGGGACAGAAGGUGCGCUAUGGCCAGUGUUGGGUAUUCACUGGGGUGGCCUGCACAGUAAUUCGCUGUCUUGGCAUUCCAACCAGAUGCAUCACUAAUUACUCAUCUGCUCAUGACACUAACGCAAACAUUGCCGUGGAUUAUCUUUUCAACGAACAGCUGGAAAGUGUGUCUGAAGGCAAGAAGGACACAAUCUGGAAUUACCACUGUUGGAUUGAGUCCUGGAUGAAACGUGAUGAUCUCCCGGAAGGUUACGAUGGAUGGCAGGUGCUUGAUCCAACCCCUCAAGAAAGGAGUGACGGGGUGUUCUGCUGUGGGCCUUGCCCAGUCCGGGCAGUGAAAGAUGGCGAGGUUGGGUUAAAAUACGACACCCCAUUUGUGUUCUCUGAGGUAAACGCAGAUCUUGUUGUCUGGAUUGUUCAUCCAGAUGGGGAGAGAACUCAAGUGUCCCAGAACAGCAUAACCAUAGGGCGGAACAUCAGCACUAAGAGUGUGUAUGGAGACUUCAGAGAAGACAUUACUUCAAACUACAAAUAUCCUGAAGGCUCAAUGAAGGAGCGAGAGGUUUAUAAAAAGGCAGGAAGACAAGUGGCUCAACAGAAUGAAGAUGCAGGACAGCUCGAGCUCUUCAUCAAGCAUGCCCCAGCUAUCCACGGCACAGACUUUGAUGUGAUUAUAGAGGUGUAUAAUGCUGGUGGGGAGGACACAGAUGCACAGCUCACAGUCACAUCGAACGCAGUCACCUAUAAUAGCAUACACAGGGGAGAGUGCCAGAGAAAGACAACAUCUCUCAUAGUGCCAGCUCACAAAGCUCAUACAGAGGUGCUGCGACUUCAAUAUGACCAUUAUGGAGCAUGUGUGUCUGAGGACCAUAUGAUAAGGGUCACAGCGCUACUUCAACAACCCAGUGCACAGGACAACGUCAUCCUGCAAGAAAUCAACAUACCCUUGAAAAUGCCAACACUUUAUAUCAAGAUUGUUGGAACAGCGAUUGUAUCACGUAAACUCACAGCACACAUCUCCUUCACCAAUCCACUGCCUGUUAGUCUUAAAGGAGGUGUGUUUACUGUAGAAGGGGCAGGACUAACAGAAGCAAAGGAAAUAAAAACACAAGGUAAUAUUGAACCUGGUCAGAAUGUGAUGGUGAAAUUCUAUUUCAAACCUACCCGUGUUGGAUUGAGGAAACUUCUCGUCGACUUUGACUCAGACAGACUGAGAGAUGUCAAAGGAGAAGCCACUAUUAUUGUUCGGCAUAAAAAGAAAAACACGAAUGCUCUCCCAGAAAUAUAGGCAAGCAUGUCAAUUAAGAGAGCAAUAUAAUAUUCAGUGUAGUUCACACAGUUUUAAAAGAUAAAAUGAAAGUGAAAAACUUCACUUGCUUAAAGUUGUGUUAGUUUACUCAAAAAUGAAAAAUCGGUCAUCAUUUACUUGCCCUAAUGUUGUUCCAAACCUGUAUGAUUUUCUUUCCUCUGUGGAACACAAAAGGAGAUAGGCAGAUUAAUAGCCUCAGUCACUGUUUACUGUUUUUUUUAUUUCAUAUAUUUUUUCUAUACUAUAAAAACAAAUGGUUACUUUGGCUGUUAGUCCCAACAUACUGUCAUGAAAAAAAGACAGGUAUAAGGGUUUGGAACAACAUAAAGCUGAGUAAAUUGUGAAAUAAUUUUAACGUUUUGAUUGAACUAUCCCUUUAAUAACAAUAUGUUUGUUUGCUAUUUAUUUUUAUAGUGUGUAAGGCUUAUUGUACUUAAUGUUUAAUUUUCUGAAAUAAGAAUAUGUUGCUCUAAAUAUGUAUGAUUUAUCCAUAUCAAUAUAAAUAUAAAUAUAAAUUUAUAUAUAAUCAGCUAAAGGCAACACCAAGAUUUUAGAAGCUAAGCCUAACAUUUUAGACUUUUUAGUUACUCUUCAACAAUCACAGAUUCCUCUGUGAUUGCUAAAGAGUAACCUCAUAAGCGAGCAGGUGACAUUUAUUACAGUUACAUUUGUCUGUAAAUAAUACACUU